AUGUCAUCUGAUAAUGAGGAACUUGCCCAUUUUUUAGGUUCUUACAGAAAUGGUCCACGGCGAAAUUCUUCAGCAGUUUUAUUACGAAAUAAGACAAAAUUUCAACCUGUUGUGCCAAAUAGACUAGUUGAAUCAUCAACUUCUGUGCAUAACAUUGCACGCCAUAAGGAGGCUAGAAGGUCAUCAGAAAAGAAAUAUAAUCUUUUAGAUGAUAAUGGUGAAGAACCCUCAGCAUUGUUAGAAGAAGAGCUUUCGAGUCUCUUAUUAAGUCUAGAAAUGUAUCAAAAACGAUUGGAGCGUGCAGCGGCUAUUGUAAACCUUGAAAGGCAACGCCGAACGCGUUCCUAA
Messenger RNA from Trypanosoma theileri, 348 nucleotides. RefSeq lists its product as uncharacterized. The record is from RefSeq and is a predicted model, not a curated record. Bases 1 to 348 code for a protein of 115 amino acids. Lineage: Eukaryota; Euglenozoa; Kinetoplastea; Trypanosomatida; Trypanosomatidae. The transcript has a single exon.